Salvia miltiorrhiza (redroot sage) is the source of this 3111-nucleotide messenger RNA. RefSeq lists its product as uncharacterized. NCBI's taxonomy places the organism in Eukaryota, Viridiplantae, Streptophyta, Magnoliopsida, Lamiales, Lamiaceae. Bases 1 to 3111 code for a protein of 1036 amino acids. The record is from RefSeq and is a predicted model, not a curated record. The transcript is spliced from 3 exons.
AUGGGUGCAAUAGAGGGUGCAAGCGUUGCUGGAGUGGGUGCAGCGUUGGAGACACAUAUCGAUAAUGCUGGCUAUUCUGAGGAGCUCUUUGAUCAAGAAGUUGAACUUGAAGCCUCUAUCUCGGUCAUGCUCUCUCGGAAAGAUGACCUGCUUCGCCAGAAAAGUAGAAUUCGAUGGCUCCAGGAUGGAGAUCGAAAUACUCAGUUUUAUCAUAACAUGGUGAGAAUGAAGCGCGCUAGUCAUACCAUCAAGCAUCUUGAGAUUAACGACGUCCUGGUUGAUAAUAAUAACACUUUGGCGUCUCAUGUGGAAAACUUUUAUAAAUCUCUUUUUGCGGCGGAUUCGAAUCUUGGGGGCGAUCUUUCGUGGAUUACUAAUUAUAUCACCAGUAGCCUCACUGUGGACCAGAACUCGGCUUUGGUUACUUGUCCGACUACGACGGAGAUCAAAGCGGUGGUCUUUGCUAUGGACAAAGAUAGCGCUCCCGGCCCGGAUGGCUUUGGAGGUAGUUUCUACCGUUCCGCUUGGGACAUUAUUGAGCAUGAUUUCUGUUCCGCCAUCAGAAGAUUCUUCACUCAUCAUUAUCUCCCUUCGGGUCUCAAUUCCAAUACUCUGAGCCUUCUUCCCAAAAAAGUAGAUGCAAAAGUUAUCUCUGAUUAUCGGCCCAUCGUUCUUGGCAAUUUCUUUUACAAAGUUAUUUCCAAGAUUCUGGCGAUCCGGCUGAAUGCUGUUGCUGCCACCAUCGUCUCCAACAAUCAAUUUGGCUUUAUUUUGGGACGUUCUAUUCAUGAGUGUAUCACUCUUGCCUCGGAAGGGGCGAACUGCAUGGAGAGGUCUUUACACGGCAAAAACAUGGCUCUUAAAGUCGACAUUCAUAAGGCCUUUGAUACGCUUAGAUGGGAUUUUCUUCUGUUCGUGCUUCAAGAGUUUGGCUUCUCCAAUAUUUUCUGCUCUUGGAUCAAAACUAUUCUAAGCUCGGCUCGCAUCUCUAUUAGGUUCAAUGGUGCUCUCUAUGGCUAUUUCGAAUGCGGCCGCGGGGUAAGACAAGGAGAUCCUUUGUCUCCCAUUCUUUUUGCCUUGGCGGAAGAUGUUCUUAGCCGUAUUUUUCUGGAUGCUGCUAAUCGGGGUUUAAUCACUGGCAUGCGUUUCUCGAGAUAUUUGAGUUUUCCUUCUCAUCUGCUUUACGCUGACGAUGUCCUCCUGUUCUGUCAGGCAUCAAAGCGUAAUUGCAUUAUUAUAGACUCGAUUCUUCAGCUAUAUGCCACGGUCUCUGGUCAAUACUGCAACAAGCAUAAGUCUACUCUUUACUUCGGGAAAGGGGUGUCUCCUGGGCGACGUUCUCGGCUUCAACGGGUUUUGGACUUCAACAUUGGCUCCAUGCCUUUCACAUAUUUGGGAGUGCCUAUUUUCUCGGGACGACCUUCUUCUGCUAAGCUUCGACCUAUCUAUGAUCGGAUUCUUGCCCAUUUCCCUAGGUGGCAAGGUGGUCAACUCUCUAUGGCGGGCAGGCUCUGCUUAGUCUCUUCUGUUAUCAACAGUUCUGCGGUACAUAGCAUGCUUGUUUAUAAAUGGCCAGCGAAACUUCUGCAUGCUCUUGACAGAGCUUGUAAAGCGUUCAUCUGGACUGGGAGUACUCUGAAGAAACCUUCUUUUUCUGUGAGUUGGAACAGAGCUCGUGCUCUGAAGGAACAUGGCGGCAUUGGAGUCAAAUCUUUCUCUGACAUCAAUAAUAGUUUCAUGUUUCGGCUUGGUUGGUAUAUUAUGAACAUGAACAGCUUCGGCUAUCGGCUGCUUCGUCAGAAAUAUCUCACUCAAACCAUGGAUUGGGCUUCCAAAUGGGCGAGUUCGUCGAUUUGGACUGGUGUUAGAAGGACGAUUCGGGAGAUUGCUUCGAAUACCUUCUGCACGAUUGGCACUGGAGAUUCGAUUUAUUUUUGGAGAGAUAAUUGGCUCGGAUAUCGGUUGAUCGACAAAAUUCAAAUUCCGGAAUUCAUGACACCAUAUUUCUCUCAGAAAAUUUCAGACUACUACUUUGAUAAUAAAUGGCACCUCACUUCUAGUUUUAUGCAGUCUUUCCCACGCAUUUCUCUCGACAUCAUAUCUACCCCCAUUCCUGGACUGGCGGACGACAGAUCCUGGAUACACUCGGGUUUCGGGAACAUUACAGCUGCUUCGGCCUUUGCUCACAUUCGACCUCAGUUCCCUAAGGUCGACUGGGGCUCCUGGAUUUGGGCCCCUUUUAUCCCCGCUAGGCGAUCUCUCUUUGUCUGGCGCACUAUUGUUGGCAAGCUUCCUACCUUUGAUAUGAACCGCCUCUUUGGUAUUCAGGGGCCGAACCGCUGCACUUUAUGCUCGGCAGCGGAAGAGACGAUGGAUCACGUUCUGUUAAACUGUCCAUUCUCGGCUUCUAUUUGGGCGGAUGUCUUUCGUUGGUUUUUGAUUGAGAAACCUUUGCCGUUGGACGUGGGCAGCAUGAUUCGCUUCUCUAUCCACCAGAACAACAGCAAACAAGUUGGCAAUUUGUGGAAAGCUGGGGUUGUCUCUCUCCUCUGGAGUCUCUGGUCUCACCGCAACAACGUCAUACACAAAAAUUUAACACCUUCGCGCCACUUGAUUCUCAAGCAGGUCCGGGUUUUUCUUGGUGAAGCUGCCAACAAUUUUGUCCUUGGUACUAUGGCCAACUCGGUUUCUGAUCUUCUCAUUCUUAAGAAUAUUUCCAUCGCUGGACAACCCAGGAAGCCGCUCUCCUAUAUUUACGUUGCUUGGCACCUUCCACCGCCAUCUUGGAUUAAAGUUAAUACUGAUGGUUCGGUUCGUGAAGGGAGGAUUCAUGCGGGGGGCGUCUUUAGGAAUGCCUUCAAUGACGUUCUUGGUUGUUAUCAUUUCUCAGGCGGCCAGGGGGUUGCGUUCGAAGCAGAGCUUUUAGCUAUUAUUAUUGCGAUUGAAUCUGUGCAUCGUGCCAAAUGGGAGAGAGUUUGCUUGCUCUCUCCAAACUCCAUACUUUCACAUGGCGCAUUUCCCACAUUUUUCGUGAGGGCAACAGAUCGGCGGAUUUUUUGGCUUCUCAAGCUUGGGAAGAGGGUUUUUGGCCUCAUGCCAUUGCUGGUUUAA